AUGCCGAUCGGCCGCGUCCUCUGCGUCAUCAUCACGUCCGCGACCGGGCACGUCAUCAUCGAGCGGUUCUACGACCGGCUCGGGGAGAAGGACCAGAUGCGCUGGCGCGAGAGACUGAACGAGGCGUCGUCCUCCUCCGUCGGCGUCGGCGGGUCCGCGAAGCUCUCCGUGGACGAGUCCGACCGCGUCGCGGAGGCGUGCGGGACGUCGCGGCACGAGGACGAGUGCUUGGCGUGGAUCAGGGUCGGGAACGUGCGGUUCUACGCCGUCGGGUCGGGGGAAUACGACGAGCUCGCGCGUGCGUCCCUCCUCCCGAUCCCGCCUGACAAUCGCGAUUCCGUUUCGUUUUUCAAAACCGCGACCGCGACCGUCCUCGCCUCGCGCGACCAACCUCGCUCCCUUCGUCCUCUCCUCGCAGUCGCGGAGGUGUUACAAGCGCUCGUGACGUCCACGAAGGGCACGGUGAAGAAAGGCGGCCUGGACGACGAGCGUCUCUUCGCGCAAUACGGGAUGCUGUGCCUCGCACUGGACGAGAUCGUCAGCGACGGCGUCGUCGACGCGAUCGACUGGGACACCGCGCGACGAGGGACGAAGCUCAAGAUGAGCGAGACGCACGAGUAG
Molecule: messenger RNA, 621 nt
Organism: Micromonas pusilla CCMP1545
Lineage: Eukaryota; Viridiplantae; Chlorophyta; Mamiellophyceae; Mamiellales; Mamiellaceae
Exons: 1
Coding region: 1-621 (206 amino acids)
Source: RefSeq, a predicted model, not a curated record